AUGGCACAAGCACAGAACAUCUCCAGGGCUCCUGAGUCCGAACUGUCGGUCUCACCAUCAGCUGCCACAUUUCACUCCCCGCUAUCCAGCUUUGGCGGGGUACUUCCCCAGCGAGCUCAGCCCAAGCAACUUAAGCCUUUUAAUACUCAAGAUAUUAAAAUUCUCUUGCUUGAAAAUGUCAACCAGAGCGGCAGGGAUAUUUUGACUGGUCAGGGUUACCAAGUCGAAUUCCACAAGAGCUCAUUGCCUGAAGAUCAGCUCAUAGAGAAGAUCCGGGAUGUUCAUGUCGUUGGCAUUCGCUCCAAAACCAAGUUAAACGAGAAAGUCCUUCGCGAGGCCAAGAACCUCUUAGUGAUUGGCUGUUUCUGCAUUGGCACGAACCAGGUGGACUUGGAAUAUGCUGCUCAUCAUGGCAUUGCCGUCUUCAAUUCGCCAUUUGCAAACUCUCGUAGUGUGGCCGAGCUCGUCAUUGCCGAGAUUAUAUCUCUGGCCCGCCAAUUGGGCGAUAGGUCCAAUGAGAUGCACAAGGGUAUCUGGAACAAAGUAAGCAACAAGUGCUGGGAGAUUCGUGGCAAGACUCUUGGAAUCAUCGGAUAUGGACAUAUUGGUUCACAGUUGUCCGUCCUUGCGGAAGCCAUGGGGAUGUCGGUUAUUUAUUACGAUGUCGUGAACUUGAUGGCACUAGGCACAGCUCGACAAGUACCCAAACUAGAGGACCUCCUGAGAGAGGCCGACUUUAUAACUCUGCACGUCCCGGAGCUACCCGAAACUAAGAACAUGAUCUCUGCAGCGCAACUCAAGCAUAUGAAAGACGGCUCGUACCUUAUCAAUGCUAGCCGUGGAACUGUGGUUGAUAUCCCCGCCCUAAUCAACGCUAUGCGCAGCGGCAAGAUCGCAGGAGCCGCAUUAGAUGUUUACCCGAGCGAACCGCGCGCAAACGGCGAUUAUUUCAUUAACAAUCUGAAUGGCUGGGAAGAGGACCUUCGUAGCCUGAACAACAUCAUCCUCACCCCUCACAUUGGUGGCAGCACCGAAGAAGCCCAGAGAGCAAUCGGCGUAGAAGUCAGCGAUGCUUUAGUUCGAUAUAUCAACCUGGGCCUUACCUUAGGCAGCGUAAACAUGCCCGAGGUCAACAUGCGUCUGCUAACGUUAGAGGAGCCUAACCACGCACGAAUCAUUUACAUCCACAAGAAUGUGCCCGGUGUUCUUCGUAAAGUGAACGAAAUUCUCGGUAACCACAAUGUCGAUAAGCAAAUUAGCGACAGCAAAGGAGACCUUGCCUACCUUAUGGCGGACGUUAGUGACGUCCAAACGAGCGAUCUAAAGGAGAUCCAAGAUUCGCUCGAAGCAUUGAGCUCCCGUGUUAUGACCCGCGUACUGUAUUAG
Molecule: messenger RNA, 1386 nt
Organism: Daldinia childiae
Lineage: Eukaryota; Fungi; Ascomycota; Sordariomycetes; Xylariales; Hypoxylaceae
Product: D-3-phosphoglycerate dehydrogenase 2
Exons: 8
Coding region: 1-1386 (461 amino acids)
Molecular function (GO): oxidoreductase activity, acting on the CH-OH group of donors, NAD or NADP as acceptor; NAD binding
Source: RefSeq, a predicted model, not a curated record